Molecule: messenger RNA, 2259 nt
Organism: Synchiropus splendidus (mandarinfish)
Lineage: Eukaryota; Metazoa; Chordata; Actinopteri; Syngnathiformes; Callionymidae
Gene: a1cf
Product: apobec1 complementation factor
Exons: 12
Coding region: 171-2117 (648 amino acids)
Cellular component (GO): nucleus
Molecular function (GO): mRNA binding
Source: RefSeq, a predicted model, not a curated record
AGCUAACACAGCAGGACAGUGAACCUUUGGAGUUUGAUAUGAUGAGAUCACACACACACACGGCCCUCAGAAUGAGGUGGCUCUGAUCGGUGGAGGAGGUGAUCUCCCUGGAAUUGCUCAGUGAGCGACGUUAAUUUCCCUGAUUCACGCACCGCUGUCAAUCACACCUAAUGGAACCCAAUCAAAAAGCAGGAGGGGAUGUGCAGGCGCAGAGGGAGGCGGGACUUCGGGCGCUGACAGAGCGCACUGGCUAUCAGCUGCAGCAGGUGUGUUUAAUAAUUUUGUGCAAGACGCCACGCUCUGUUUGUUCAGACGUGAUCAAUCUUAGAAACCUUCACGUGACACAUCAGAAACCUCAUCAUUCAUGUUGGGGAUUGGGGGUCCAACAGGAGAAUGGGCAGCGGCGCUACGGUGGCCCACCGCCCGGCUGGGAUGGGCCCCCUCCGGAGAGAGGCAGCGAGAUCUUUGUGGGAAAACUUCCCAGGGACCUUUUCGAGGAUGAGCUUGUGCCACUGUGUGAGAAGUUUGGGACCAUCUAUGAGGUGAGAAUGAUGAUGGACUUUAAUGGAAACAACCGAGGAUUCGCCUUCGUCACAUUCAGCAACAAACAGGAAGCUCGAGCUGCAGUGAGGCAACUCAACAACCACGAGAUCAGGACUGGACGUCUUCUGGGUGUGUGUGCGAGUGUGGACAACUGCCGUCUGUUUGUCGGUGGAAUUCCAAAGUCCAAGACUCGGGAAGAAAUCCGUAGCGAGAUGACAAAGGUGACAGAAGGUGUUGUAGACGUCAUUGUGUACCCCAGUGCCGCGGACAAGUCAAAGAAUCGUGGCUUUGCCUUUGUCGAGUAUGAGAGCCAUCGUACGGCUGCCAUGGCCCGAAGGAAGCUGCUGCCAGGUCGUAUUCAGCUCUGGGGUCAUACCAUCGCUGUGGACUGGGCAGAGCCUGAGGUUGAAGUGGACGAGGACACAAUGGCGACAGUCAAGAUUCUUUAUGUCAGAAACCUGAUGCUCCAGACAACCGAAGAAACAAUUGAGAAAGAAUUCAGCAUCAGACCAGGGUCCGUAGAGAGGGUGAAGAAGAUUCGGGACUACGCUUUCGUCCACUUCAGUCAGAGAGAGGAUGCCUUAAAUGCGAUGAAGGCUCUAAACGGGAAGAUAAUUGACGGAUCACCCAUUGAGGUCACACUCGCCAAACCUGUGGACAAGGACAGUUAUGUCCGUUACACACGCGGCACAGGUGGACGGGGAAGCUCACUGAUGCAGGCCGACUACACAGCCUACACCCUGAGCCAGGUGUAUGAUCCUGCAACAGCAUACCUUGGUGCACCGGUAUUUUAUGCCCCACAGGCAUAUGCAACUGUUCCUAGUCAAUUCCGCUUCCCCACGGCAAAAGGUCAUAUGGGGGGGCGGGGUCUGAUCAGAACACCAUCAGUUAGAGACAUUUACAUGACUGUACCUGUAGGGGCAGCGGGGGUGCGGGGUCUGGGGGGACGGGGUUACCUGGCAUAUGCUGCUGGAGGUGGAGCUAUGAACCGAGCCAUAGGCGGUGUUGGAGGUGCAGUGUCCUACGGUACCAAGGGAGACAAGCAGCUGGAUGAGAAGCUGUACGACCUCCUCCCUGGCAUGGAGCUGACGCCCAUGAGCCUGAAGACCACUGGAGGGAAACCAGCAACCCAGGUUCUGGAGGAGGUCUGUCAAAAGAACAGCUGGGGACAGCCAGUCUAUCAGCUACACUCUGCCAUCGGGCCAGACCAGAGACAAUUGUUCCUAUACAAGAUCACAAUCCCUGCCUUGACAUCCCAGAAUCCAAAUGUACAUCCCUUCACCCCAGCUAAACUCUGUACAGCCGUAGAAGAGGCUAAGGUACACGCUGCUGAGCACGCACUGCAGACCCUCGGCCUACAGACAGAGGGCGCCACUGCAGAAGCCGCGUGUGCUCCAGGAGCCGCGGUGGCCUCAGUGGCCUUCCCAGGCUACGCCCUGGCAAGCAACGCAGCAGUGGCGACCCUGAAGCCGACGGUGUCUCUGGGGCAGGACCUGGCUGCUUUCACUACCUACGACGGUUAUCCCGCCUUCGCUGUGACGACUCGCCAUGCUGACGGAUAUGGUGUCUUCUAAUCCACUGAGACAGCAAACGUUUGAAGCAAAGAUCAAAAAGAGUCGAAGAGUGGGGAACCAUCCCACCUCCUGGAUCUAAGCCCCGUCCCCUCCAGUUUCAUUUCAUGUAAAUGAAUAAACAUUCAAAUGUUUUUUGCUUUUA